Prosopis cineraria is the source of this 6327-nucleotide messenger RNA. Its product is annotated as kinesin-like protein KIN-7F. The record is from RefSeq and is a predicted model, not a curated record. NCBI's taxonomy places the organism in Eukaryota, Viridiplantae, Streptophyta, Magnoliopsida, Fabales, Fabaceae. The transcript has 14 exons. Gene Ontology annotation, molecular function: microtubule binding; ATP binding; microtubule motor activity. Gene Ontology annotation, biological process: microtubule-based movement. The coding region runs from base 481 to 2244 and encodes 587 amino acids.
UUGGAAGGGCAAAACCGUAAAUAUGGCAGCUUAUGGUCAACAUGACUUUUAUUGCCCAAUGAAGCGAUUUUGUUUGGCUGGUAAAGUGCGAAUCCAAACUGGGGAAGGGAGGGAAAGUCCAACGGCUUUUCCAUCCCUUUUCUGUGUCUCCGGCAACCACGAGACGAGAAAGAUGACGUUUGUAACUUCGGUUCAUGCAGGGCAGAUAUGAAAAAGCUGAACAAACGGAAUUGAAACUUGCGAUGAAUCAGCUUGAUGUUGCAUGUGAAAUGCCGUUGUGUCGCGUGUCCUGUCUCCCUUUCAUUUGGAAUAUAGGAUUUUAAACGUCGAUCGAAUGCCCACGAGGAGAGAGUUUUUGUUGCAAUCAGAAUCAGGCCAUUGAACGAGAAUGAAAUAGCCAGGCAAGAUGUAUCAGCAUGGGACUGCAUUGAUGGCAACACCAUUAGAUUUAAAAACAGCCCAGCAGAACGAUCUUCGUCAAUGGAUACCUAUACAUUUGACAAGGUAUUUGAGGAUGACUGCUCCACACAGCAGGUGUAUGAGGAAGGGAUUAAGGAAAUUGCCCUCUCAGUAGUUAGUGGUAUCAAUUCUAGCAUUUUUGCAUACGGGCAAACAAGCAGUGGAAAUACGUACACCAUGACUGGAAUUACUGAAUAUGCAGUGAGGGAUAUAUACGACUACACAAAGAUGCACAAAGAAAGAGAAUUUGUCCUGAAAUUUUCUGCGAUGGAGAUCUACAAUGAAGCUGUCAGGGACCUUCUCAGUGUAGAUAGUGCUCCACUUAGACUUCUAGAUGAUUCAGAGAAAGGAACAAUUGUUGAGAAGCUUACAGAGGAGACUUUGACCGAGUGGAGUGACUUGCAGAAACUCCUUUUUAUUGGGGCCGCUGAAAGGACAACAGAAGAGACAUCCAUGAACGAAAGUAGCUCAAGAUCUCAUCAGAUUAUUCGAUUGGCCGUCGAAAGUUCUCCUGGUCGUUAUGCUGGCGCUGGAAGUUCUGGCACUCUUGUAGCUAGUGUGAAUUUUGUCGAUCUUGCUGGAAAUGAGCGAGCUUCUCAAGCGUUGACUGCUGGUGCUAGAUUGAGAGAAGGUGGCCACAUAAGUCGCAGUUUACUUACCCUCGGGACCGUAAUUCGCAAAUUAAGCAAGGAAAGAAAUGGACACAUACAUUACAGAGAAUGGAAGCUAACUCGCAUCCUUCAUAACUCUCUUGGAGGUCAUGCCAGAACAGCCAUCAUUUGCACCUUUAAUCCUGCACGCAGUCAUGUUGAGCAAUCAAGAAAUGCCCUACUUUUCGCUGGUUGUGCAAAGCAAGUGGCUACCAAUGCGCAGGUUAAUGUAGUAGUGACAGACAAGGUUUUGGUACAGCAACUGCGGAAGGUGUUGGCCGGAAUGGAGAGCAAGCUCAGAAACUUGGCACCCAAUACUUUUUUACUUGAGCGAGAACUUCUGAUCAAACAGAUGCAUGAAGAGAUCAAAGAAUUAACACGGCAGCGUGAUAUCUUUCAAUCUCGUGUUGAAACCUUGCUUCAGUCAGGAAGGAAAAAUCAGUUUCUAAGAAACGAUAAAGAUUCAAACCCUAUGUCGCCUGGUGUUUUCAGUAAUCUCCAUCCUGAUCAGGACUUCAACUCCGGAAGCCCGUCUGAAAAUUCCGAUAGACCGAUAUCUGGUAUGGUUUUAAACAAUGAGGACCAUGUACGGCAACGUGAGAAUCAUGAACCCAUAGUUCAUUUGGACGGCAAUACCCCUAAAGCGAGAAUUGUAACUCAGCAACCUGAUUGGGAUCCAGGUUGGGAUGUAGGAGCUGGCCGAGCUAGCACGGAAUCAGCAGAUAGCUGCACCGAAGUUCGAUGCAUUGAAAUUGAAGAAGUGGAAACCUGUCGCCAAACAGAUGUUAGUUCCUUUCCUUCUUCUGAAGGAAGACAAGGAAAAUCACCUAUGAGACCGGUAUUGAAUGGAGGCGCUGAAUCGUCCAUAAGGAGGAAGGAUGGUAAGCUCGACCAUGUUGCCGAAGAUGAUAGCCCUGAUGCUCUAAAACAAAAAAAUCAGGAGCUUCAGAGGACCAUCGACCGCCUUAUUGGCCUCUCAGAAAAAUCCAAAGGGUCUGCAGAAUCACCCCUUGCUAUUUCUAGAAGCGUACCAUUCAGUAGAAGCAAAAGUUGCAGGCCAACUUUGGCUGCUACAUCUUCUCAGUUCAAUAAAGGGGAUCGAUCAGGAAAGUAUAUCGCGUGCUCAAUUCAAUGAGUUGGAACGCAAAGUGUCUCCUCCGUUCGACAAUCUGGAGCUGAAAACGGUGACACCUUUUCAGUUCAUUAAACUGGAUCAGAAAUCUGAGCCACCUAAAUUUUAUGAGCCAAACGUGUUAUCUUCAAAAUUGGAUACGCUGGAAAAAGAAACAAAUGCCUCAGCAGUUAGGGUUGAAAAGGAAUGCCCUACAACUUCUGCACGCUUUGAAGACAAGCUCUCUGAACCGAAGUUACCAAGAAAAGAAAGUCGUCCAGAAAGCAUUCCCGAAUUAGCGAGAUGGAUACUUUUGUUGAAGAAGAAUCUGUUAUGGAUUCUGAUGCGGAAGAUACUGCUAGCGUCCUCAAUUUUGUUGUGGCAAUGAAAACAAGAUCUAAGGAAACACAUUGAAGAUGGACUUCGAUGAUCUUAUGGGAGAACUUCCAGAUUCUGUAUACUUGAACGCAGAGCUCAGACGUUUGUCCUUUAUUAAGGAUGCAUUUUCCAGCCGCAACAAGUUCUUGGGAGAAGACGGCCGAACACCUGAUUCAAGGUAUUAUCUUUCUAUCCUUUGCGUGGUCUUUCCUUAGAUUCGUGCACACAAACAAGAUCAGUCUUAUCGUGACCGGUCAGUAUGCCCUGGACUUUCUUUUCUUUUGUUUUUUUUUUUGGUUUACAUAUAUUACAUUAAAACCCUUUACAUUUUAAGGUCAAACUCUGAAUUGCUUAAAUAGUUCAUUAGAAGCUGAUGUUUCUUCCGAGCAAAUAGACUAAUCUGCUAAGGUUGGAAACUAGACGAAUAAAAAGAAUUAGGAGAAUUAUAAUUAGGACCCACUCAAGGAAAAUAAUUACUACAGGAUUAAUUAAUAACUAAAUUCAACUAUAUUAACAACCGGUUGUGUUGUCAAUACAGUUUAGUUUAAUUGUUAAUAGACCUUGUAGUAAUUAAUUUUUUUAUGUGAAACUUCAAUGUAAUUUUCUAAAAGAAUUUGGAUCCAACAAGUGGUUUAAGUCUAUUCACUUAACGAAUAUUUCACGUGGCAUGAUAACAAAUAUUCAAUUUAAUUAAAUGGCUGUAAAAGAUUUUGUUAUAUAAUACUCAAAAAAUAUCAAGUCUUAAAAUUUUUAAAGAGAACAACAUGUGAAAGGUACUCUAAUCGUGAUGAUUAUUCUAAAUUUAUUAAGGGAGAUGUAUCUUGAUAAUUUUCAAAUAUUAAUAAAAUUCAAUGGUUUUAAUUUUAACACUCAUUGGAUUUAAAUUACUUAUCAAAUUCAAAUUAGAAUAAAAAUGGCCGGUUGUUUUGAUAUGCCUAGUUGGCCCUAGACAGGGCGUGCCGUAGGGGUAAGAACAAUUAUGGUUGAGAUAAUUUAUGUAGCCCUAAAAUACAAUGUCUUGCUUGUCCGAGCCUCUAAAAAAAGAAGUGCUUGAAUAGAAAUUUUUGCUAGAAAGAUUAGAAGAUUUCAUGUAAGAAUACACGUCAUGAUAUUGUUUAGCCAAACUGAGCAUCAUCGCUUAUUAGGCAUUUCAAAUGUGAAAAUAUGAGGAGCACUGCCUUGUGGUAGUUUAGUAUUACAUGCCUGAAAAAAAGUUAAAUCGGAUUUAAUUUCUAUAUUUAAAAGUUACUACUGUUUUCUUGCACUAAUUUUCUCUUUUCCUGGAUAGCGUGAAGGCUAUCAAUAGAGAGAGGAAAAUGUUAAGCAAGUCCACAAGAAGUUCACCUCUAAGGAAAGAGAUGAACUUUAUCAGAAGUGGUGUAUGGACUAAUAAUACAGAAGACUUGUACCAUGUUAAGGAAAGUGCUAUGCUUGUUGCAAAACUGGUUGGUUUGAUACAAUCAAACAAGCCUCCAAAGAAAACUUUUGAGGUAUGUUUGGUUCAAGAAAAGGAGAGGGGAAGUGAGGGGAGAGGAGGGAAGGGAGGGGGAGGGGAGGGGAGCUUCCCCCCAAUUUAGAGGGGAGGCUUUGGAGUGGAGGGGAGGGGUUCCCCUCCUCCUAACCAAAGGAGGGGAGGGGAGGGAAGCUUUCCCUCCCUUCCCCUCCAACAAAGAAAUCUCAAAAUUGGAAGGAUGCAAGGUCUCUCACUCUUUGAAUCCCUUUUGGAGAGAGACAAAUCAACAAUUAGUUGAUUACGCUUGCGCAGCAGAAGCUGAUAAUGAUUUAUUUAGCCAAUGCAGUUCCCAUUUAGAUUUUGUUAACGCUUCGGGAAAAAAAAAUGUAAAUAAUAAUGUGAUGCUUCCUGCUUCCAAUCUUCCAUCUUUCCUGCACAAGAUAUUUUAUGAUCCCUAUUCAACCUAUUGUAUGGAUCCAUUGCCUACGAGUAAACUAAGAGAUGACUUCAAACAGUUGCUUUUUACACUCGGCUGAGAAACAUAGCGCCACCUGUAACAUCCUGAUUUUUUUAUAUAAUAAAGAAAUUGUGGAAUUUAGGUUUUGAGAAAAAAAAAUAAUAAUAGGAAUUUAUAUUAUUUGAGGUUAUUUAGAAAUAAUAUUAUGGUUAGGUAUUUAAUUAUGAAUUUAAAAAUUUAAAUUUAAAACUACAUAAACAAUAUUUAGUUAAGAUAUAAUACAUAAAUAAUUUUUUUAUGUAUGUGUUAAAAAAAAAGAGAAGGUAGAAGGAAAAAAAAAAAGGGGGUGGAAGGUUGUUGUUUCUAAGUCCCACAUUGGUUAGAUGAGGAAGAGAAGAGGUGCCUUCAUGUAUAAAAAGGAGGGGGUGUGUGCAUUAGGAAGCAUGAAAGGCUAAGAUGCAAUUUAAAAAAAAUUGCAACUUUUGGCCCAAAGGUUUGAAUAAUUAAAUUCAAACCUAUAGUUUUUUUUUAAUAUAAUUUUGGGACUCACAAUCCCAUUUUUAUAUUAUUUUUCUCUCUUCCUCUCACUUUGCUCGGCGUUUUCUCGCAAGGGGGGAUUAUUUUCUUUUUCUUCAGGUAUGUUCUAACUUUCCUGUUUAUAUUAGCAUUUAAAAAUUUAUUUAAUUACAAAAUUAAUUUUGUAGUUAUUUUCUAAAUAAUAUUAGCUUUCUAGUGAUAUGAUUAUUUUGUAGGAUAGAGUAAAUAUUUUGAUUAGGAUUUUUCUAUAGGAUAGUUAAUCUGAUGAUAUGAUGGAUUAAAAAUAUAGGUUAAAAUUCUUAGGGAUAUAAAAAAAUAUUAUAGAAUAUUUUCUUAAGGUUGAAACUCAUGUUUAAGAAUUUUUGAGUUAAAAUCUAGAUCUAUAUGGUUGAAUUUAUGUGGAAUCUGAGACGUAGGGAUAAACCUAUGAUUAUUAAAUAUUUAUUUAAGUAUGAAUAGGUAUUUUUGAGGUUAUAGAAAGGGAUUUGAGGCUUCAGGAUAAUUUUAAAAUUUUUAAUUUAUUUUUGGAUGAAUUUUUAGAAUAUAGAAGGAUGAAAUUGUGAUACUAGAAGUGAAUUGAGGAUAAAAAAAAUAGUUCAUUAGGGUACGAGAAUUUUAGAAAAGAAUUUGGGAAGUUAAAUGAGGCAUAAAUCUUAAAUUAGUGUUAAUAUGGACUAUAGAUCUAAGACUUUCUAACUCUUUAAAUUAGAGUUAUUUAUUUUAAUGUAAAAUUAAUAUAUAGUAUUGUGAAAUAAUUAUGUAGAUUAUAUUGACAAAGAUAGUGGUGAAAAAGGAGUUGUGAAAGGGAACUUGUUAUUCAAGACACAAGGAGCGAGUCCGGCCGAGAAAGCACCAGAGGUGUAACUAUGGUGUAUGAAACACCAUCUUUUACGUUGCCUCUUAUUUUGGAUUAUACAAUGUAUCUUGUGCCAACUUAGGACAUAUCUUCUUUGUGAAGCAUACUCACCAACCCAACAUCGUCAUCGUCCAUUAGCACUCCUCGUCCAGGUCAUCUUUGUCGUCGAGUCCUCAACACUUGGAGCUCUUGUCCCCUCAUCCUCUAUCAAUCUAAUUAUUGCAAUAGAGCUCUUGAUGCCAGAAUUGAAAGGAAAAUUGACAAACUUAAGAUCUAGUUCAAAUACACAACAGGUUUGAAGAUGCGAUAGGUGUGCAUCUUCGCUGAUGGCUUCAAGAUCUACUUCAUUGCCUCCCUCCUGUAAGUUCAAAGAUGCAACUGGGUCUUGGUUCAAUUGGUAUUCAAUGGGAUCAUGGGGUGCAAUGU